Messenger RNA from Gambusia affinis (western mosquitofish), 2474 nucleotides. It is a transcript of the gene hlfb, whose product is annotated as HLF transcription factor, PAR bZIP family member b. Gene Ontology annotation, cellular component: nucleus. NCBI's taxonomy places the organism in Eukaryota, Metazoa, Chordata, Actinopteri, Cyprinodontiformes, Poeciliidae. The record is from RefSeq and is a predicted model, not a curated record. The transcript is spliced from 4 exons. Gene Ontology annotation, biological process: regulation of transcription by RNA polymerase II. The coding region runs from base 349 to 1245 and encodes 298 amino acids. Gene Ontology annotation, molecular function: DNA-binding transcription factor activity, RNA polymerase II-specific; RNA polymerase II cis-regulatory region sequence-specific DNA binding.
AGAGAGAGAGAGAGAGAGAGCUGGGGGUGUAGAGCGGAGAAGAGAGGCGGGUGCCUGAUUCUUUGUUUGACGUCAGCACUCAGUCAUCACGCACGCGGUCGGGACUAGCUCAGUGCGCUUCUCCCCGCAGCAGCCGCACGCGCUCCUCAGCUCGAGCUUGUCGUUAAUACUGACUUUUACUCCGAGGAGCUUUCAUGAUUCCUGCUCUCCUCCGGCCGUUGUUCAUGUAAAUCCGCAGAGCGGCACUCUGCCUCUCGAAAACACCGACACUCUGCUCUCCGCUGCCCGCUGCCGCCUCUCCUCUUCCCGGAGGUUGUUUAACCGUUUGGUCCGACGCACGGAGGCGUGAUGGAGAAGAUGUCCCGACACGCUCUCCCGUUGAAUCCCGCUUUUCUGCCGCCGAACUCGCACGGCGUUCUGAAGUCCCUGCUGGAGAACCCGAUGAAGCUACCGCUGCAUCAUGAAGCUUUUAGUAAAGACCAGGAGAAGGAGAAGAACCUGGAGGAGGAGCGCAGUGUCCCCCAGUCAGCUUUCCUCGGACCAACUCUGUGGGACAAAACCCUCUCCUAUGAUGGAGACACCUUCCAGCUGGAGUACAUGGAUCUGGAAGAGUUCCUGUCAGAGAACGGCAUCCCGUCCAGUCCCUCUCACCAUCAGCGGGAGCAGCACCAGGCCCACCACGUCCCACCGCGCCAGCCGCCCAUCAUGACGCCGGUGCCGUCCGCUCCGGCGCGCUCUGUGAUGGACCUCGGCAGCCACGCCUCCACCUCUGUCGUCUCCCCUAACUGCCUGCACAGCAGCCCAGCAAGAGCAGGCCUCCCAAACUCCAGAAACACCCCCAGCCCCAUCGAUCCAGAGUCCAUCCAGGUUCCGGUCAGCUACGAACCCGACCCGGCGGACUUGGCUCUGUCCAGCGUUCCGGGUCAGGAGAUCUUCGAUCCGCGCAAGCGCAAAUUCUCUGCCGAGGAGCUGAAGCCUCAGCCGAUGAUCAAGAAGGCCAGGAAGGUUUUCAUUCCCGAUGACAUGAAGGAUGACAAAUACUGGGCUCGGCGCAGGAAGAACAACAUGGCAGCGAAGCGUUCGCGUGACGCCCGGCGACUCAAGGAGAACCAGAUCGCUAUCCGGGCGGCCUUCUUGGAGAAGGAGAACUCCGCCAUGAGGCAGGAGGUGGCCGACUUGAGGAAGGAGCUCGGACGGGCCAAGAACAUCCUGGCCAAGUACGAGGCCCAGCAGGGGCCGCUGUGAUGAGGACAUUCACGCAGGCUUCUCACACACACACACACCAGGGAUCCUCACCUCACUGCAUGCAGUUCUUAUCCCAACGGACUCGACUCGACGUUAAGUUAACCUCUGGGCAGAAGUUUUUUCCGACGAAGUUGUUUGUUCCAGCAGCACAUCCUUUGUUUGCUUUAAGCGUCAGAUUUACACGAGCUGUGACUUUUACCUGCUCUGAGUCGAGUAAAACACACACACACACACAUACAUAUAAAACUAUAUAUUUGUUAGGACUCUCUGUUGUCCAUAAAGACUCCUCCUAUGGACUUCUGAACCACGGAUCUGAUCCUUCAUGCUUUCACUCCUCUUCAUCACCAACCUCUGGCCCAGCACUUUUACAACAUUGGGUCUCUCCUACAAACUCCGCCCUCUGCAGGUGUGCUUUCAUACUGCACCUGUUUUUGUGUAUAUAUUUGGCCCUGAAGACUGUGCACAUGAAUAAGCUCCGCCUUCUCCAAGUCAAACUUUCUCCUCUUUAUAUCUGAACCUUUAAGCUGUUUCCGAAAUCCUCAACCAGAUUCAAUGUUUAUGGAAUGAAAAAAAAAAAGAUAAAAAAGUAUAUCUAUAUAUUUAUUUUCUGCUAGAGAUCUAUUUUUUCAUUGUUUACACCCCCCAAAAUAAUGGAAGCUUACAAAUUAGCUUUAAGUCCAUCAGGGAGUGUGUAUGUACACACUUUAAAAUAUGGAAAAUCUUUAGAACCCAAAGAGAUUCAGCACUUUCUCUCACCUUGUUUUAGAGGCUCCUGACGUUGAGUCCUCGCUCAGGUUUAUACAUUCUGCAGGUCUGACUGAGCUGAAAAAAAAAAAAGAUUUUCAUCCAGAUGGAUUUUUGUCAUUUAAACUUGAAAUAAAAAAUGUCAUAAGAAACAUUUUCUUCAAAUCUAGACAAACGUGAAUGGGUUGGAAAGAAACCAAACCCUGUGCAAACCAGCUGACUCUGAACAGAAGGACAUUUCUGUGCCAACUUUAGGGUGGAACAGGAUAUUUUUUCUGAAUGACCAAUUCUGUUAUCUUUCUAGAAUAAUAUUUUGGUGGUGUUUUUUGUUUUGUUUGUUUUGUUUCGUUCAUAAAACGUGACGAGUUCUUAGGAUCAGUGACUUAUCAGUGACUGCCUGACUUAUCUCACAGAAAGAAUCAAAAUAUUGCAAUCUGAACUGUUAAUGUGUUUUAAAAUAAAUCACAUAAUGUGGUUUUAUGACA